AUGGACAAGGUUACCAAUGUGCGUAACAUGUCCGUCAUUGCUCACGUCGAUCACGGUAAGUCUACUUUGACCGACUCCUUGGUCCAAAGAGCCGGUAUCAUUUCCGCUGCCAAGGCCGGUGAAGCCAGAUUCACCGAUACCAGAAAGGAUGAACAAGAAAGAGGUAUUACCAUCAAGUCUACCGCUAUCUCCUUGUACGCCUCCAUGGGUGACGACGAUGUCAAGGAAAUCCAACAAAAGACCGUUGGUAACUCUUUCUUGAUUAACUUGAUCGACUCCCCAGGUCACGUUGAUUUCUCCUCUGAAGUCACCGCUGCUUUGCGUGUUACCGAUGGUGCUUUGGUCGUUGUUGACUGUGUUGAAGGUGUCUGUGUCCAAACCGAAACCGUCUUGAGACAAUCCUUGGGUGAAAGAAUCAAGCCAGUUGUUAUUAUCAACAAGGUCGACAGAGCUUUGUUGGAAUUGCAAGUCACCAAGGAAGAUUUGUACCAAUCUUUCUCCAGAACUGUUGAAUCCGUCAACGUCAUCAUCUCCACCUACCAAGAUGCUGCCAUUGGUGAGGCUCAAGUCUACCCAGAAAAGGGUACCGUUGCUUUCGGUUCCGGUUUGCACGGUUGGGCUUUCACUGUUAGACAAUUCGCCACCAGAUACUCCAAGAAGUUCGGUGUCGACAGACUCAAGAUGAUGGAAAGAUUGUGGGGUGACUCUUACUUCAACCCAAAGACCAAGAAGUGGACUAACAAGGAAAAGGACGCUGAUGGUAAGCAAUUGGAAAGAGCUUUCAACAUGUUCGUCUUGGACCCAAUCUUCAGAUUGUUCUCUUCUAUCAUGAACUUCAAGAAGGAAGAAAUCCCAACCUUGUUGGAAAAGUUGGAAAUCAACUUGAAGGCUGAAGAAAAGGAAUUGGAAGGAAAGGCUUUGUUGAAGGUCGUUAUGAGAAAGUUCUUGCCAGCUGCCGAUGCUUUGUUGGAAAUGAUUGUCAUCCACUUGCCAUCCCCAGUUACUGCCCAAGCUUACAGAGCUGAAACUUUGUACGAAGGUCCAUCUGACGAUGCUUCUUGUGUCGCCAUCAAGAACUGUGACCCUAAGGCUGACUUGAUGUUGUACGUCUCCAAGAUGGUCCCAACCUCUGAUAAGGGUAGAUUCUACGCUUUCGGUCGUGUUUUCGCCGGUACCGUUAAGUCUGGUCAAAAGGUCAGAAUUCAAGGUCCAAACUACCAAGUCGGUAAGAAGGAAGACUUGUUCGUCAAGACCGUCCAAAGAACCGUUUUGAUGAUGGGAAGAUUCGUCGAAGCCAUUGAUGACUGUCCAGCUGGUAACAUUGUUGGUUUGGUCGGUGUCGAUCAAUUCUUGUUGAAGUCCGGUACCAUUACCACCAACGAAGCCUCCCACAACAUGAAGGUCAUGAAGUUCUCUGUCUCCCCAGUUGUGCAAGUCGCUGUUGAAGUUAAGAACGCCAACGAUUUGCCAAAGUUGGUUGAAGGUUUGAAGAGAUUGUCCAAGUCUGACCCAUGUGUUUUGACUUCUAUGUCCGAAUCUGGUGAACACAUUGUUGCUGCCACCGGUGAAUUGCACUUGGAAAUUUGUUUGUCCGAUUUACAAAACGACCACGCUGGUGUUCCAUUGAGAAUCUCCCCACCAGUUGUCUCUUACAGAGAAACCGUUGAAGGUGAAUCCUCCAUGGUCGCUUUGUCCAAGUCUCCAAACAAGCAUAACAGAAUCUACGUUAAGGCUCAACCUCUUUCCGAAGAAGUUUCCCUUGACAUUGAAGCUGGUGUUAUUAACCCAAGAGAUGAUUUCAAGGCCAGAGCUAGAAUCUUGGCUGACAAGCACGAAUGGGAUGUCACUGAUGCCAGAAAGAUCUGGUGUUUCGGUCCAGAUGGUAACGGUCCUAACUUGGUUGUUGACCAAACCAAGGCCGUCCAAUACUUGAACGAAAUCAAGGAUUCCGUUGUUGCUGCUUUCCAAUGGGCUACCAAGGAAGGUCCUAUCUUCGGUGAAAACCUUAGAUCCGUCAGAGUUAACAUCUUGGAUGUUACCUUGCACGCUGAUGCUAUCCACAGAGGUGGUGGUCAAAUCAUCCCAACCAUGAGAAGAGCUACUUACGCUUCCAUGUUGUUGGCUGAACCAGCUAUCCAAGAACCAAUCUUCUUGGUUGAAAUCCAAUGUCCAGAAAACGCCAUUGGUGGUAUCUACUCUGUCUUGAACAAGAAGAGAGGUCAAGUUAUCUCUGAAGAACAAAGACCAGGUACUCCAUUGUUCACUGUCAAGGCUUACUUGCCAGUUAACGAAUCCUUCGGUUUCACCACUGACUUGAGACAAUCCACUGGUGGUCAAGCUUUCCCACAAUUGAUCUUCGACCAUUGGGCCGUUUUGGGUGGUGACGUUACCAACCCUGAAUCUAAGCCUGGUGCCAUUGUUAAGGCUAAGAGAGAAAGACAAGGUUUGAAGCCUGAAGUUCCAGGUUACGAAGAAUACUAUGAUAAAUUGUAA
Messenger RNA from Suhomyces tanzawaensis NRRL Y-17324, 2493 nucleotides. It is a transcript of the gene EFT2, whose product is annotated as elongation factor 2. Gene Ontology annotation, biological process: translational elongation. Bases 1 to 2493 code for a protein of 830 amino acids. Gene Ontology annotation, cellular component: ribonucleoprotein complex; cytosol. NCBI's taxonomy places the organism in Eukaryota, Fungi, Ascomycota, Pichiomycetes, Serinales, Debaryomycetaceae. Gene Ontology annotation, molecular function: ribosome binding; GTPase activity; translation elongation factor activity. The record is from RefSeq and is a predicted model, not a curated record. The transcript has a single exon.